AACGAAUGUCUUGGCAGCUACCAUAUGGAGAUGGAAGGACUGAAGAGGAUGGUGGAACUGCUGAUCAGCUGGGACCUGGAUGUCGGGGUGCUGGUGACAGACCGACACAGACAGAUCGCUAAAUGGAUUCGUGAAAACAUGCCCAAUACACGGCACUGCUAUGACAUCUGGCAUGUUGCAAAAUCCAUCGGAAAGAAACUGAAGGCCAUCGUCAAGCAUAAGGACUGUGAAGACUUGAAGCCCUGGGUGCAAAGUAUAAUCAACCACCUCUACUGGGCAGCAGUGUCUACACCGCCUGGAGAGGGGGAACUUCUGGUUGCCAAGUGGAAGUCUGUGGAGCGACACAUUCAGAACAUCCACAAGGACCAUGGCGACCUCUUCCCAAUUUGUACUCAUGGACAACUGCAACGGCAAAAGAAAUGGCUCAAACAAAGUUCACGCUCAGCAGUGAAACUGGAGGAGGUGGUCAACAACAAGUCCCUGCUAAAAGAUAUCGCCAUGCUGUCGGGUGAACACCAGACUUCCAAGGUGGAGGCGUUCCAUAGCCUUAUCAUACAGUUCGCACCGAAAAUGUAUGUCUUCUCAUACAUCGGAAUGCUGUGCAGGAACCUGCUUGCUGGGCUGCACUGGAACGAAAAUUCGAGCCGCCCUAUAGCCACUACACAAGUGGGUGCUGAGCGCUAUGCAGUACGCUACCCGAAGUAUAAAGCAGGGGGCCAUGUGGUCAAGAAAAUCGCGACAGAGCCAACAUACCGCUACGUAGAUGACUUGAUCAGGGAGGUUGUUGCUGGCUGCAGACAGACCCCUGACGAGAGAACACCACUCAGCGUCACUGUGGAUGUGCCUCCCUUCCUCUGCGAUGAACUGGAGAAGCCAGACAAGGAGGAAGCCAUCGCCAAGCACAGGAGUCGCUUCGGGGUUAUUCCGGUGACCAUGGAUGAAGUGCUGGCUGUCCAGAGUUGGGACCCGGGGUAUACCGCUCGCCUGUGCAUCGGUUGGGGACAUCUGCGCUGCUGACCCGUCUCCGCUCGGGGUGGCCUCCUGCUGGCCCCACUAUGGACUGGACCCUCACUAAUAUGUUAGACCCACUCGACAUCCAUUGCUUUCGGUCUCCCCUAGAGGGGGGGGGGGGGUUACCCACAUAUGCGGUCCUCUCCAAGGUUUCUCAUAGUCAUUCACAUCGACGUCCUACUGGGGUGAGUUUUCCUUGCCCGUGUGUGGGCUCUGUACCGAGGAUGUCGUUGUGGCUUGUGCGGCCCUUUGAGACAUUUGUGAUUUAGUGCUAUAUAAAUAAACAUUGAUUGAUUGACUGAUUGAUUGAUUGAUUGAUUUUAUUGAUUAAGUACAGUGGCCAUGUAGAUUCUGUUGCAGUCACUGCACGUCUUGGAACCCCGUGUAGUCCAUCGAUGGGAAUGUUGUCCUAAUCUUAUGUACUACACAAGCUGGUAGUACCACCCUUAUGUCCUUUCCCAGAUAUCCCCAGCAGAAGCGGACAAACUGUCGAUAGGCUGUGUGUCGUCUCCGCCUGCAAGUAGCAAAUGAUGGCAGCUGUUAUUAUCCGGACAUGGAUACACAGUGACUCACUGUUCUCUGAGAUUCAAAAGACAUUGUCAUGCAUUCUAUUCAUUUGUCAUUUACUGUUGCAGUAAAUUGUAAAUAUUGUUGACAUCUACGGUCCAUCUAUGUAAUACUUCUAUGAUAUAUAAUGUCAUGUGCAUUGUAGCACAGUACAUUUCACAGAAUAAGAAUAAGAUAAGAAAGUGCUCAUUCUGACUUAUCUUCCAA
Messenger RNA from Entelurus aequoreus (snake pipefish), 1785 nucleotides. RefSeq lists its product as uncharacterized. Bases 25 to 1017 code for a protein of 330 amino acids. NCBI's taxonomy places the organism in Eukaryota, Metazoa, Chordata, Actinopteri, Syngnathiformes, Syngnathidae. The record is from RefSeq and is a predicted model, not a curated record. The transcript has 7 exons.